Molecule: messenger RNA, 5211 nt
Organism: Mauremys mutica (yellowpond turtle)
Lineage: Eukaryota; Metazoa; Chordata; Testudines; Geoemydidae
Gene: GRIA3
Product: glutamate ionotropic receptor AMPA type subunit 3
Exons: 16
Coding region: 338-3004 (888 amino acids)
Biological process (GO): synaptic transmission, glutamatergic; monoatomic ion transport; modulation of chemical synaptic transmission
Cellular component (GO): postsynaptic membrane; plasma membrane; dendritic spine
Molecular function (GO): transmitter-gated monoatomic ion channel activity involved in regulation of postsynaptic membrane potential; AMPA glutamate receptor activity
Source: RefSeq, a predicted model, not a curated record
GCGGCUUGAAUCCAACGUCAGCUCAAGUUUGAUCAAUAACCCCAUCCCGGCCCAAUUGGAGGAGCCUCUCUGACGGGGAGGGGGGCGAUCGUUGGCUCGUCUCUACCCACCCUCUUUGGGGGGAGUCCCCGCUUUUUGGGGGGGGGGGGUCUGCGCGUGUGGCUAGAGCCAGGGGAGCAGCCAGGCGCCCUUCCCGGUUGGGGUGAAGAGAAAGAAGGGAGCUUGCAACAUCCGCCGCCUCCUCACCAGCAUUAUUCUUAUUUAUCGCCUCUCCCGUUGCGCCCAUGCCUGUUCUGUCAGUUUCGUUUUAGGAACUGAAUUGCAGGGGCUGAAGAAAAUGGGGCAACCCGUGCCUCAGACUCUCCUGCUUUUGGUGGCGGGGCUUUUGGGGGAGUCUUUGGGAGGAUUCCCCAACACCAUCAGCAUAGGUGGACUUUUCAUGAGAAAUACUGUUCAGGAGCACAGUGCAUUUCGAUUUGCUGUGCAGUUAUACAACACAAACCAAAAUAUCACGGAAAAGCCCUUCCAUUUGAACUAUCAUGUAGAUCAUUUGGACUCCUCCAACAGUUUUUCAGUGACUAACGCUUUUUGUUCACAGUUUUCUAGAGGAGUUUAUGCCAUCUUUGGAUUCUAUGACCAGAUGUCCAUGAACACACUGACAUCAUUUUGUGGAGCUCUGCACACGUCCUUUGUCACACCCAGCUUCCCAACAGAUGCAGAUGUGCAGUUUGUCAUUCAGAUGCGGCCAGCGUUAAAAGGAGCCAUCCUGAGCCUUCUGACUCAUUACAAAUGGGAAAAGUUUGUAUACCUCUACGAUACAGAAAGAGGAUUUUCCAUUCUUCAGGCAAUUAUGGAAGCAGCAGUACAAAACAACUGGCAAGUGACAGCCAGGUCUGUGGGAAGUAUAAAGGACGUUCAGGAAUUUAGGAGAAUCAUAGAGGAAAUGGACAGACGACAGGAAAAAAGAUACUUAAUCGACUGUGAAGUAGAGAGAAUAAACACAAUUUUGGAACAGGUUGUAAUCCUUGGUAAACAUUCCAGAGGUUAUCACUACAUGCUAGCUAACCUGGGUUUUACAGAUAUUAUACUGGAGAGAGUAAUGCAUGGAGGCGCCAAUGUUACUGGAUUCCAGAUUGUCAACAGUGAAAACCCAAUGGUUCAACAGUUUCUACAACGCUGGAUUAGACUGGAUGAAAGGGAAUUCCCUGAAGCCAAGAACUCUCCAUUAAAGUAUACGUCUGCACUGACCCAUGAUGCAAUACUAGUCAUAGCAGAGGCUUUCCGCUACCUCCGAAGACAGCGUGUUGAUGUUUCCAGGAGAGGUAGUGCUGGAGACUGCCUAGCAAACCCUGCAGUGCCCUGGAGCCAAGGAAUCGAUAUAGAAAGAGCACUGAAAAUGGUACAAGUCCAAGGAAUGACUGGAAAUAUCCAGUUUGACACCUACGGACGCAGAACAAAUUACACAAUUGACGUGUAUGAAACGAAAGCCACUGGAUCACGGAAGGCUGGUUACUGGAAUGAAUAUGAAAGAUUUGUGCCAGCACUAGACCAGCAAGUGUCUAAUGACACUUCAUCUGUGGAGAAUAGAACAAUAGUAGUCACUACCAUCCUGGAAUCGCCAUAUGUAAUGUAUAAGAAAAACCAUGAACAACUAGAAGGGAAUGAGAGAUAUGAAGGAUAUUGUGUAGACUUAGCUUAUGAAAUAGCAAAACAUGUUGGAAUAAAAUACAAACUGUCAAUUGUUGGAGAUGGGAAAUACGGAGCUAGGGACCCCGAGUCUAAGAUAUGGAAUGGCAUGGUGGGUGAACUAGUCUAUGGGAGAGCAGACAUAGCUGUUGCUCCACUCACCAUAACGUUGGUACGAGAAGAAGUCAUAGACUUUUCAAAACCUUUUAUGAGUCUGGGCAUCUCCAUCAUGAUCAAGAAGCCUCAGAAAUCUAAACCUGGCGUAUUUUCCUUUCUGGAUCCUUUGGCUUAUGAAAUUUGGAUGUGUAUAGUGUUUGCUUACAUUGGAGUCAGCGUAGUUCUUUUCCUAGUCAGCAGAUUCAGUCCUUAUGAAUGGCAUUUGGAAGACAACAAUGAAGAACCGCGUGACCCCCAGAACCCUCCUGACCCUCCAAAUGAGUUUGGAAUAUUUAACAGCCUUUGGUUUUCCCUGGGUGCCUUUAUGCAGCAAGGAUGCGAUAUUUCUCCAAGAUCUCUCUCAGGACGAAUUGUCGGAGGAGUCUGGUGGUUCUUCACACUCAUCAUCAUCUCUUCUUACACUGCCAAUCUUGCUGCCUUCCUUACUGUGGAAAGGAUGGUCUCUCCCAUAGAAAGUGCAGAGGAUCUGGCGAAGCAAACUGAAAUAGCCUAUGGAACCUUGGAUUCAGGCUCAACCAAAGAAUUUUUUAGAAGAUCAAAAAUAGCGGUCUAUGAGAAAAUGUGGUCGUAUAUGAAGUCAGCAGAGCCAUCCGUAUUUACCAAAACAACAGCUGACGGGGUCGCUAGAGUGCGGAAGUCAAAGGGAAAGUUUGCCUUCCUCCUUGAAUCGACCAUGAACGAGUAUAUCGAGCAGCGAAAGCCGUGUGACACAAUGAAAGUUGGUGGGAACCUGGAUUCCAAAGGCUAUGGUGUAGCAACUCCGAAAGGCUCAGCAUUAAGAAAUGCUGUUAACCUGGCAGUAUUAAAACUGAAUGAGCAAGGCCUCUUGGACAAAUUGAAAAACAAAUGGUGGUACGACAAAGGAGAGUGCGGCAGCGGGGGAGGUGACUCCAAGGACAAGACAAGUGCUCUGAGCCUGAGCAACGUCGCUGGGGUUUUCUAUAUCCUCGUUGGAGGCCUCGGGCUCGCCAUGAUGGUGGCGUUGAUAGAAUUCUGCUACAAGUCCCGCGCAGAGGCCAAACGCAUGAAACUCACAAAGAACACGCAAACCUUUAAACCUGCUCCUGCAACCAAUACCCAGAAUUAUGCUACCUACAGAGAAGGCUACAACGUGUAUGGAACAGAAAGUGUUAAAAUCUAAGGAUCCUCGCUUCUCACAGCAUGCAACCAGAGGAGCAGCUGAGAAUGUGGAUACUCCAUGGACCCUGACCACCUGAGCCAGUUUUACUUUCUCCUAGGUGUCAGGCAUGACACACACUGAUGUUGGUGCAAUGAACUUUUAAUAGGAAAAACUGAUUUUUUUUCCUUCAGUGCCUUAUUGAAGACUCUGAGACUCAACAAUGCAAAACCAUCACUGAAAUAUUCUUGCUUUGCUUGAAAAUUUAAAAAAAAAACGAACUGGUAAAAGAUACUAGUAUGUGAAAAAAAAUUCUUGUAAAAAAAAAAAUCAGUUCAACAAAAGCCAUUCUUUGAUACCACUGCACAGUAUAUGAACUUAUGUUCUAAAAUCCGCAAGAGUCAGUUUCAUCAUAUGCCCCCUACUUAACCAAGUUCUUAAACUAUUCCUGAUAUAAAGCCUCAGAAUUCCACUACUUAUGAACAGACUGGCCUGUCACUACUUCUGAGAACUGCUGUCAAGAUGCUCUCGUGGGGUUUUUUGUUUUGUUUUUUAAGCAGUGGUGUGAUUUUUUUUUCUAAUCACUUAAAGUCCUCCAACUCGUUUGAGGAAACGUGUAUAUCAAUAAAAGAUUAAUGUAAUACCACACACAAAAAAUGCUUUAAAAAGUUAGGGUCAAUAAUUAUUCAUCUGUAAAUCCAAAAGAAAAUGAUUUGUAGAAUUCUGUAUCUUGCUUCCAGAUCAGCAAAUGAAUUCUCUUGACAAGUUAACUAUAGUACAGGCAAAAAUAUACUUCUUUUUUCUAUCAUCAGGCGUACCUACAGGUGCUUUAUUAAAAUGGCAUUAGAUGGCUUUAGAAGAAGCCAUUCAUGAUUUAGGUUUCUUGCUGUGCAUUUGCAUUUUAAUUCAAUAUUUAGUAUCAUGCAAUGAGGCGAGAGAAGAGCAGGAGAAUAGUUUUCCCCACACAUGACUAAAACUACUUUUCUCAAAAACUAGCACUGAGAGAUGAUGCUUUUUGGCUAAUUCUCAUUUUAAAAAAAAGAAAUAAGGAAGCAGGAUAGUAUCUCGAAUUAGACUUGCAGUUCCAGACUAGGGUUACGCGAUCUCACAUUACUAUUGCUAGUACUGUUAUAUUAUAUCAGCUCCUGCCAAUUAUUGUUUCGUGGCUGUUCAUCAAAGGAAGCUUGUGUCCUUUCUUAGUUUGUAAAGGAUACAAUGCAUUCCAAAAUAUACUGCUAAAGAUAGAGGCUCAGUAUUAUUCACUUCCAACUGCUCAGAUAUGGGCAGUUUUUCAAACUUGACACUCUGCCAGAAAACGACUUACUUAACUGCAACUUUUUAAAACAAAACCUUUAAACAUAUUGUCAGUUACAAGAAAAAAAAAGUUAAAGGAAGUAUAUGCAUACUAAUUACCUCUAAUAUGACAAUAUGUAAUAUCUGUAGUUCAAUAGAGUUUUAUUUCAUUAGUAACAGACACUGAAAAAUCGAAGUGAUAAUGAAUAAUCAUUUUUAAAAAGAAGUUUGACCCAUAGGUCUCUUAGUUCACUGACAAUAUAUUUGAUCUUUUGUGAGAAUAAAAAAAAGAUAAUAUGGGAAAGUCUUGUUAAAGAAAAACAUAUGUCUGACAAUGUAAUAUACAAAAGUUAAAGCGCGUAAGAGAACAAUUCACUGUUCAAGUUUUUAACAAGGUAUUGAGCAAAAUGAAAAUGUUUUUUCUUCUCUCAUGAAACUGUGAUUUUCAACUUCUGAAUGCUAUAAUGUCCCGGCAAAGGGAACGCUAAGCUGUGCAGUUAUAAGUUGUAUUUAAAAAAACAAAAACAUUUUCUUAGAAGCUGUAUAAAAAAAAAUGUAUGUUUAUCAAAUCAAUUUUUAUGAGAGGAGGCUUCACACGGGUGAAGAGGUUUGGUAAACCGUUUGUUAUUUUUUAAACCUUGCAUGUAAAAAACAAACAAAAAAAAGUGUUGAUAGCUUACAAAUUCCUGUUACUAACUUCAAGCUCUGGAAGUUCAGCAGUAGUCACCUGAGGAUUUUUUUUUAUUAUUAUUAUUUAUUUGGUUUGGUCCUUUAUUUUAUUUAUUUUAUUUUAUUUUUAAAUUCAGUUCCUAUUUUUGUCAUUAAAACUGCACUUCAGUGAACAAAAAAAAAUUGCCAAGCAAAACUAAUGGCUGUAAAAGCAUAAAUUGCAUGUGUGGGUAUAAAUUACUGAGCCUCAUUUUAAUGAGGUGUUGUAC